GGGCGAAUGUUGAGCCUCAGUGUGCGCUGAAUGUAAACAAACACGGGUCCAUAGAUCACAGCUUCAUUCACUGUUGACUCAGUCACCCCGCGGCUGAAGAAAUACGAGGGAUCAGGAGAAGUACUGGGACUAUAUGACGAUAAAGAUGAGGAAGAAAAAAGUGAUAAACUAUGCUAGAAGGUCCUAGAUACAUAAGAAGGAGAGAUCACAAAGAGGAGAAGGCAACCCGUGAUAAUAAAGGGAGACAGAGAACAGACAGACAUAUCACAAGGGCUUGUAAGAUCUUUAGGAUAACUGCACCCUUGAAGGAUACGAGGACCUCACCAUUUCUGCACUUUGUAUUGAGAGAAUAUAAACGUGGCUUCAAGAACCACAAGAAAUGAGCUUCUACCUCCUGCCUCCCACAGGCAUAACGUCGCUGUACUCACUCAUGAAGGACGCGGAAACAAGACUUCUUUAUCUAUGUCAGCUUCACCAGCGCUGGGGUGACAAUGAGAAGAUCCAGAAUCUCUUCCGUGACCACCUCAAUCUUGCCUUCAACAGUGACUGUCUCAUCGAAGGCACAGAGAAGGACUGCACCACGUCUUACAUGCUCAGACUCGCAGCUUUAGGUGAUGGGAAAUUUCAAAGUUUCCUGACCAGUGCAGAAACAUUAUUCUUGGAACAUCGACUGGUGUGCGGAGGAGAAGUGGCAAUAAGGGAUACCAUAUCAGAGGCACUGACUCACUCGGGUCUUGCUUUAGAGAGCGUAUAUCUCACACAUUCACAACAUGUAUUCAUUCAACAACUACAAAAAGUGUUAAGAAGUCUUGUAGCUGCUGGGAUGAAUGAGUGUGAGGACCGAAAGCUGUGCCACCACUCUGUUAAAGUUCCAUGGACCCUGGUGCUGCCCCUGGUGAAGACCCGCAGUGUGGUGCUGGAGGUGGGCCAGGCAGUGGUGGAGUGCUCACAGGUGGUGCAGUUAUUGUGUUGCCUCUUUGAGACAUUAUUUGUUCUUGGGUUCAAGCAGUUGGUGGCUAGUAAAGUACAUGAGGAUAUACUAGAAGAUAAAAGAAUUGCUGCCAUCAUCAAGAAUCUGUACAGAUUGUACAGAGAACAUCAUGUAGGAAAAAUCAUAAGACCCUCAAGAUACCUGAAGCACACACAGAUAGAAAAGGAAGCCAGACAUUUUCCCCUGUGCAUGCAAGACCUGCAUAAAGACUUGAAGCGUCACAAUCGACUCCGCCACUAUGAAAGGUACCGGUUCACCUUGUACCUGAAGGACAUUGGGUUGCCUUUGGAUGAGAAUAUUGCCUUCUGGGAAAGUUAUUACAGCAAACCUCACAGCAGCGGCUCAGGGGGCUGCCAGCAUGCGUGGCAAGGCAGCAAGAAUCGCUACGCAUACAGUAUAAGACACAUGUACGGCUUGGAGGGACGAAAAGUCAACUGCGCAUCACACUCCUGCUCAAGAUUACAGCAAAUAGAAUCUCACCCCCAAGAGAAAGGUGGGUGCCCCUUCAGCACCUACAGGCCUGACCAGGUGAUGCCCCUGCUGCAGCCGCUGCUUGGCACCAACACCCACAUUGAGGAUGUCAUUUCCAUGGAGAUGAUGGCUGGGAGACCCUCCGCUGCCUGUAAGACCCUCAUGGCCUUCACAUUGCUUAAAAUGCAACAAAAAGUAACCAAUACCACACCCAACAGUAGUUUGGAACAAGCAGGUCAUCGUGUCACAGGAGAGAUUGGACUCUCAAGAUUGGUGGGCCCCAACGCUGCCCCUGAGUGUGGGGCAGUGCUGGCCACCACCACCACCACCACCAUCAUCAUGACUACUCAGAGAGAGGCACGUGGCAUCUCACAAACCCAUACCACGGGAGAUGCUGGCUUGCAUACGAGUGGUGGCGAAGGAUGUUCAAGGGGAAGUGCAGUGUGUGAUGCUGGCUGUCCUGGCAAAAUUAACACUGCAGGAGGAAAAUUUGUAGUUGAUAUUGAGGACAUCACAGCCUUGAUGCCUCAGUGUCUCUUUAACAGACCGUCACAAUAUUAUCUAAAGGUUGUCAGUGGUGAGAAGUUAUUAUCUUGACCCAUCAUCAUUAAAGAUGUUAAGGUUACAGGAUGUGAUGUGAUAGAGGAUGAGUCUGGUGACAAGAAGAGCUGGACUAAGGCAUGUGAAGUGGAUCUUAAAGUAACUGAAUGAAAGAUCAAAACUUAGUAGAGUUUUAAGAGGUACAUUUGAGGAAACCUAAAAUUAUUAACUGAGGACCCAUAGAGUUUUAAGAUAUAGAUCCCAGUAAACCUUGAAUUAUAAUUUUGACUGAUGACCUUCAGUAAAGUUUUGAGGAAUAAGCUCAAAUAAACCUAAAAUCAAGAACCUUUAGAAUUUUAAGAGAAAGACUCCAGGAAACAUAUUUUAUUGAGGACCUAUACCAGAGUUUUAAGAGGUAGACCACAGGAAACCUAAAAUGAUUAACUGAGAACCUUUAGUAGAGUUUUAAAAGGUAGACUCAAGGAAACCUAAAAUCAAUGACCUAAAAUCAUUGAUUGAGGGCUUUUAGUAGAGUUUUAAAAACACUAAAUUAAAAAUAAUGUAACAUUUUAAUAAAACAAUUUUUUUA
Scylla paramamosain (green mud crab) is the source of this 2591-nucleotide messenger RNA. RefSeq lists its product as uncharacterized. Gene Ontology annotation, cellular component: alpha DNA polymerase:primase complex. NCBI's taxonomy places the organism in Eukaryota, Metazoa, Arthropoda, Malacostraca, Decapoda, Portunidae. Gene Ontology annotation, biological process: DNA replication, synthesis of primer; DNA replication initiation. The transcript is spliced from 6 exons. The coding region runs from base 380 to 2059 and encodes 559 amino acids. The record is from RefSeq and is a predicted model, not a curated record.